Messenger RNA from Nymphaea colorata (pocket water lily), 1197 nucleotides. Its product is annotated as SEC14 cytosolic factor-like. The record is from RefSeq and is a predicted model, not a curated record. The coding region runs from base 285 to 1022 and encodes 245 amino acids. The transcript has 6 exons. Lineage: Eukaryota; Viridiplantae; Streptophyta; Magnoliopsida; Nymphaeales; Nymphaeaceae.
AUUCUUUUUUUUUUUUAAAUUAAAAAAAUAAUAAAAAAACAAGCUGAUAUGGCCAUCUACAUGUAUGUGGCUGUUUACAUAUGCUGUAUAACGGGCAUGCGUGGUGCCCAUUCUGAUAUUGACAACGCGCGGUUCAGGACCGCUGCAGAUUAAUGACGUCACUUCGUCGAGGAAUCGAAUGAAUUUUGUUCUUAACUAUCUAUCUGCUAAUUGAAACAACCAAAGGAUCUCUCUUCUCUAUAGCUCAGAAAUUUCAGAGAUUCGCUUUCUCGACUGAUAUCCAGAUGGAGAAGACGCAAGAAGUUGCUGUGGAACAGAUGAGGGCAGCAAUAGAAAAGUUGGGUUCUUCAGCAGAGGGGGAGGCCGAUGGCAAGCUCAUGAUGUUUCUGGUAGCUAGAUCCAUGGACACGGAGAAAGCAGCUGAGAUGUACUUGCAGUGGAAGAGAUGGAGGGCUGAGAUUGCUCCUCGAGGAUUCGUCCCGGACGACGAGGUCGUUGACGAGUUGAAUGCCCGGAAAAGCUUUCUACAAGGUGUUAACAAGGCUGGUCAUGCAACGGUGGUCAUUCUGGGGAGAAAUCAUUUCGCGUCCAAGGAUUUUCUGCAAUUUAAGAAAUUUGUAGCUUACAUGAUGGACAAAGGACUUGCAAGUUGUGAUGGAAUUGUUGAGGAAGGGAAAGAGAGGGUGGCAUGUGUUCUUGACCUGCAGCAACUCUCAAUGGCCAACCUUGACGUUAGAGGUGGAAUUGAGGGAUUUCAGAUUCUGCAGGAGUACUAUCCAGGACGACUAACAAAGUUUUUUAUUAUCAACGUCCCCUUCAUUUUCGCCGCUGCUUGGAAGAUCAUCUCGCGCUUCCUCGACAAGGCAACAGCAGAGAAGGUUCAGAUCGUGAAAACGGAACGGCAAAGAAAGGAAAUGCUGAAAGAGAUGGGAGAGGAACUGUUGCCGGCUGAGUACGGCGGCAGUGCCAAGCUGGUGCCCCUGCAAAACGUGAAGCUCAAAAAUCGGCCUCCAACUAACUGAAAGAAGAGAGCGAGAUGACGCUCGUUUCAUCUAGCAAGCUUAAUAACUGGCUGCCACUUCGGAGAAUCAUGCUUUACUCGAUCCAGCAAAGUUCAGCUUGAAUAAAGCAAGAUGUUUACGUUCUCGAUGCCUUGUUUCUGGCAGCCUGAAUAAAAUCAAUAUAUUAUUUCGUCUA